Anguilla rostrata (American eel) is the source of this 5053-nucleotide messenger RNA. Its product is annotated as serine/threonine-protein kinase SIK2-like. Lineage: Eukaryota; Metazoa; Chordata; Actinopteri; Anguilliformes; Anguillidae. Gene Ontology annotation, biological process: protein phosphorylation; intracellular signal transduction. Gene Ontology annotation, molecular function: protein serine/threonine kinase activity; ATP binding. The coding region runs from base 362 to 3067 and encodes 901 amino acids. The transcript has 15 exons. Gene Ontology annotation, cellular component: cytoplasm. The record is from RefSeq and is a predicted model, not a curated record.
CAGCUCUGACGUCAAUGCACGCCGAGUGGAGAGAACACGAUGCCGUCUGCAAGAAGUCAUCCCGUGCCCCGACGCUAGUAGAACUGCAGACCAUACUGUCAGCCUAUAGCGCCUUUGUACUGGAAGGAGCUAUGUGACUGACCGCGACACUCGAUAAUGCCGGCUGUACCUCUGUUGCACUGAAUGCGCCCUCCGCAAUGUUCAAGCUGGCUCGCGAAUUGAGCAUUUUGCAUUGUCUGUUUUUAAGAGGCAGAGUUUAGCGGACGGUCUCUUCCCCACUUCUGUUGCUUGCAAGACUACAGUCUUCAGUAGUGGGUCACCCUUUCCUUUCUGAAACCCUCCCCUCCACCCCCAAUACAGCAUGGUCAUGGCGGACUGUCACCAAAAACCGAUGCUUCGGGGUCCAGUUCGAGUGGGCUUUUACGAUAUCGAGCGCACUUUAGGAAAAGGAAAUUUCGCUGUUGUGAAGCUGGCGAGACAUCGCAUCACUAAGACAGAGGUGGCCAUCAAGAUCAUCGACAAGACGCAGUUGGAUGCGGUGAACCUGGAGAAGAUCUACAGGGAGGUGCAGAUCAUGAAGAUGCUGGACCACCCGCACAUCAUCAAGCUGUAUCAGGUUAUGGAGACCAAGAAUAUGCUGUACCUGGUGACGGAGUAUGCAAAGAACGGCGAGAUUUUCGACUACCUGGCCAGUCACGGGCGGCUGAGUGAGCCGGAGGCGCGGCGGAAGUUCUGGCAGAUCCUGUCAGCCGUGGAGUACUGCCACAACCGCAACAUCGUCCACCGCGACCUGAAGGCCGAGAACCUGCUGCUCGACGGGCACAUGAACAUCAAGAUCGCAGAUUUUGGGUUCGGUAACUUCUUCCAGCCUGGGGAGCGGCUGGCGACGUGGUGCGGCAGCCCCCCGUACGCCGCCCCAGAGGUCUUUGAGGGCCAGCAGUACGAGGGUCCCCACCUGGACAUUUGGAGUAUGGGGGUUGUACUGUAUGUGCUGGUAUGUGGGGCCCUGCCCUUCGACGGCCCCACACUUCCAGUACUUCGACAGCGGGUCCUGGAGGGACGAUUCCGCAUCCCCUACUUCAUGACUGAAGACUGUGAGCACCUGAUUCGUCGCAUGCUGGUUCUGGACCCCUCCAAGCGGCUGUCCGUGGCCCAGAUUAAGGAGCACCGCUGGAUGGCGCUAGAUGUCCCCGUCCAGAGGCCUGUGCUGUACAAGCAGAGCGCCCCUGAGGAAGGGGGCGAGGCCGGGGGCGUGGCCGUGGGUGAGCACAGCGAGCAGGUGCUCCGACUCAUGCACAGCCUGGGCAUCGACCAGCAGAAGACCAUUGAGUCUCUGCAGAACAAGAGCUAUAACCACUUUGCUGCCAUCUACUACCUGCUGGUGGAGAGACUGAAGGCUCACCGCUGCAGUUUCCCUGUGGAGCAGCGGCUCGAUGCCCGACAACGACGGCCCAGCACCAUCGCCGAGCAGACUGUCGUCAAGGUAACCUUGACCGCCCCCCAGGUGGGGCUGCUUCCACAGAAUGUCCGGCUCCUGCGCUCCCCCCUGCUCCCCCAGGCCUCUACAGAAACCUUCACCUUCCCACAAUCCCCCUCUGCUCCCGAGCACAGCCUCAUGGAGGAGGACGUUGCCACGCCUAAGGUGAACGGGUGCCUCCUGGAGCCCUUGCCCCCCGCCUGUGGCCGAAAGGUCAGCGCCUCGCUGCCGAGCAACAUGAUGGAGACCUCCAUAGACGAGGGCAUCGAGACCGAGGAGCUGGAGCCGGACGGGGAGGACGACCCCGCCCAGGUCUUCACCGCCUUCCAGACGGCCCGAUUCGGCCAGCGCCGGCACACCCUGUCGGAGGUCACCAACCGGGGCGGGGCUGUGCCCAGCUCAGGGAAGCUGUACAGUGUCGGCCAUAACCCGUCCCUGGGAAGCAUGGACUCGGAGUACGACAUGGGAUCGGUCCACAGCGACGCUAGCCUCCUGGAGGACGCCCCCUUGUUCAACGAAAUGGUCCUGGCCGACGCCUCUAUCACCCACAUGACCCCUCCCUUCACUGGCGUGAAGCCCACCAACCCCGCCAUGCAGGCACUGAGCUCCCACAGGAGGGAGGCCCACAAUCGCUCGCCAGUCGGCUUCCGCGAGGGCCGCCGCGCUUCCGACACCUCCCUCACGCAAGGGCUGGUGGCGUUCAGGCAGCACCUACAGAACCUGGCCCGGACCAAAGGCAUCCUGGAGCUCAACAAGGUGCAGCUGCUCUACGAGCAGAUGGGCACCCAGGAAGACCCCUCCCUGCUCCCCGCCAGCCCCCACCCGUAUCUGCUGGACCCCCAGCUACAGGGUGACGGCUCCCAGCUGCAAGACAAUGUAGCCGCGUUCUCCAGCGGAGGCCAGCAGCCGCUGCUGUCGAGGAGACAGAGCCUGGAGACGCAAUACCUCACGCACAAGCUGCAGACAGCCGGUCUGAUGGCCGCCGGACCGGGCAGCUGCCACAUGUUCUGCAGCGAGCUGCCUCGGAGUCUGGAGCAGCAGCUGCAAGAGCACAGGCUUCACCAGAAGAGGCUGUACCUGCAGAAGCAGUCCCAGCUGCAGGCCUACUUCAACCAGAUGCAGAUCGCAGAGGGUGCCUACCCACCUCACCCAGCAAUUGGUCACCCAGACUCUGUAGGCCCGCCCCCUGUGCAGGGCAUGGUGCCUCCAGUACAGCAGCAGCCUCCCCCCACCUUCACCCGGGCCCAGACCCUCAGCCCCCUCCUGGAGCCCGGUGCCGAAGCCCUGCCCCUGUCCUACGACCCCUACGUGGGCCUUUACCCCACAGCACUGCCCCCCAGCCCACAUGCCCUGCCCUCCGAGCACCAGUACACCUACCCUGCCUGCGACCUGUCCCCCUCCACGGAGCCCGUCUCCCAGGAUCAAUACCAGUACCCCCUGAACCCAGUCCAGCCACCCACCCAAGGCCAGGCUGAGGUGCCUGGCGCUGGGUAUGUGAGCCUGGCUCUCCCCGAGCUCCACAAUCCCUUCCUGGAGUGUGAGAUGAUGGAUACAGUGGACACACAACACGGCUUUGUGCUGGUCAACUGAGCAGGGAAUUCUGGGAUAUGACCCAAGAUGGACUUGAAAACUUGGAACAGCAGUGGUUGGGUAGAAGAGUGGAGCCAGUGGGGUGGAGGAAAUGAAGAGCAGAGUUUUUGUAUCAUUCACAUUGUGAACCUCAGAAACGUCGUUUUUUUAAAACCAGAUCUUCCCUACCUCCCUCCCUAAACCCCACAGCCCCCUCUGCCCUAAACCAAGGACACCUCCCUCUUCGCUGUAGUGAUGUCAUCGUACGUCUGUCUUCAUGUGUGCAUACGUGUCUGUGUACAUGUGAGAGAGAUGGCAUUCUACACGCCAGAGAAGAGGAGAGUCCGACAGCUCAAAGCCUCGCGGAUCAGAACUGUCUGCUGCCAAAGCAGUGUAAGAGUCGGGUUGGUGAGUGUGCGCAGGCCUGCCUCAACCCAGCUCGUUAGCAAGAGCACAAGUUUUGUAUUUAAUGGAAGAAGGUAAGACUUGGCUCUCAAACUCCUCUAUGGAUGUGACGUUUAUAAUGAUACAAGUAAUAAGCAUGUGAUGCACGCUUGCAGUGCAGUCACAGUGGAUUACUGGAGCAUACUGAAGCAAUAUUAUCUUGUGGACCUGGCAGGAGCCUUAAACAGUUUUUGGUUUCUGAAGAAAUGUCUGCUGCCUUUGAUGUAACCUACAUUGUUCACAAACUGCCGAGUGGAACCUUUUCCAAGCACACUACACUAAGUCACUUAACACUGGAUACGUACGAGUCAGAAAGCUUGCUGUAGCAGAAUAUAAGCUUGUUUCUGGCUUUCUUGCAACAAUUGUAAUUGAAAGUUUGUUUUUUCUUGCAGUGUUAAAUGAACUUACUUUUAAAAAUAAAAAUGAAUGACAGCCGACUGCUGAAAAAGCACAGCUUCUCUGGAAACAAGACCAGAUUAAAACCUAGUAUGUGGCUGGCCUAACACGCGUGAUUCGGCCGACCAAUGGUGUAACUUCAUAACUCGGCCGACCAAUGGUGUAACUUCAUCACUCACUCAGUCAGUCAGUCAGUCACAGACAUUCGCGUUUGUAGGGCUGGCCCCGCUGUUGCGGUCCAGCCAAAAAUAGAGUAACAAAAAAAAAAAAUUGACUUGCAACACUGAGACUGGAGGAAUACCUGGGCUGGACAUUUUUCUGAAGCACUUUUUAAUGUAGACAAAGGAAGAGGAAGGAUGUUUUACAGAGUGAUGAAUGGGAGAUCAAGUCCAGAGCUUGUGUAACCCCAAUUCUGUAGCCUCUAACUGUGAACUUCAUUUCCCAUCAGCUCCUCAGUGAAAUACCUUCCCUACAGCUACCGAUCCCGGUCAUCUGGUUCUCAAGAGGGAACAAUACCGAGGAAUACACACACCUGUAUUCUAUCCUCAGUGUUUUUUAAAAGAAUGAACUAGCAAUCCCUUAAAAGUGUGAGAGACUUACACAUCAGUGGUUGUUCAUUGCGCUGUUGUAUAAAAGUAGGAAUUAGAGAUAUUGUGAAGACACAAACCUUUCACCAGAAACAGCAAACUGAUGUGUUUGGUGUGGUAGUGCUGUGCCUUUUAUUUCAUGAUGUCCUUUUUAAGUUUAAAUGAAAUAGUUUUUUUUGUUUGGUUAUUUUAUUCUUUUUGUUGCCAUUGUUGUUUUUGGUUUCCUUCCCGGAAAAGAGUAGACCCAGUUUUUACCAAGGUACAAAACCAAAGUCUCCCUUCAGAUGAACCCUCGUGGAGCCCACUAUGUGGAGUUUAGAAGGGGUCCUUAGUUAGCUUCUUGACAGUGGCGUGUUGGUCCAUCAGUAUAUUCAGUACAGAAGUAUUAUAGCAAUAUUGAUAAAUUAUUACAAUGAAGUAAGGGUAGUAAAAAUGUGUCCUUUCAUUUGUAUCAUUUCACAGUCUGUUCAGAAAUCCAGACUCUGACAUUUACAUUCAUGGCUGUUGACCACAGAUAAGCUAACUUGCUGUUGAGGAUUUAAAUAAAGUUAAAAAAUAAAAUAAUGUUUACCUAAGUUAA